AUGACUUCAAGAUUACGAAAAUUUGAUAAAUCAAUACUUUCCCAAACAAUAGAUUUCGAUAAUGACGAUAACGAUGAUGAUGGUCAAUUACUUGAUACUCAAGAUCAAAUUGAUUUAAUUGAUAAAUUAACUAUAUCAAAUCGUGAAAUUUUUAAAAAAUAUAUUCGAUAUUUAUCAAUUUUUUAUAUUUUUCAAAUAUGUUUAUUAUCAAUUAUUCAAAUUAUUAAAAAAUCUAAAGAUUUAUCUUAUUUAUUAUUCACUUUAUCAAUUUUAUUAAAUUUAAUCAUGGUGAAUUAUACUCAAUAUAAUAAAGUUAUUAAAAUAUUAAGUGUGUUUAUAAGUCUACAGUUGACUUAUAUUGGAUAUUUUCUUAGAAGAGAAGAGAUGUUGUUGUUAUGUGUUGUUCCAUGGUUUAACACAAUCACCCCUUAUGUGUUUACUUAUUGGUUUACUAAUAUGAAUAAUCUGGUCGAAGAGUUGAAUAAAUUGAAAUAUGAGUACAAGAAUGUAUAA
This is a messenger RNA of Candida tropicalis MYA-3404, 513 nucleotides long. RefSeq lists its product as uncharacterized. Lineage: Eukaryota; Fungi; Ascomycota; Pichiomycetes; Serinales; Debaryomycetaceae. The record is from RefSeq and is a predicted model, not a curated record. The transcript has a single exon. Bases 1 to 513 code for a protein of 170 amino acids.